Messenger RNA from Drosophila novamexicana, 1890 nucleotides. RefSeq lists its product as uncharacterized. Lineage: Eukaryota; Metazoa; Arthropoda; Insecta; Diptera; Drosophilidae. Gene Ontology annotation, biological process: positive regulation of protein autophosphorylation; positive regulation of cell population proliferation. The record is from RefSeq and is a predicted model, not a curated record. Bases 262 to 1242 code for a protein of 326 amino acids. The transcript has 6 exons. Gene Ontology annotation, cellular component: membrane. Gene Ontology annotation, molecular function: growth factor activity; growth factor receptor binding.
GACAGUUUUGAACGAAUCGUGCUUGUGUUUGGAUUGUCACGUUGUUGUCGCUGCCGACGCCGAACAGUUAACAGUUAACAGUUCUUGUUUUUGUUUUUGUACGUGCAUUCUGCAAAAAAAAAAAUAUAUAAAAUUAAACUUGUGUUUCACAUUAGAUUUGUGUUAACGACACAGUCGACAUUUCGCACAACGACGACAACAAGUGACAGACAGCGAUAACAGUGCACACGUUAACAGCGCGCCAACAACAGACGUUUAGCCAUGACACAAACCCAGCAUACAACGCGCAGUUGCAGCAGCAGCAGCAGCGAUUUACAGCAUGCGCAGCAGCGACGUCGACGCCAAAUGCCAAAGCAAAUUUCGGCACUGCUGCUGUUGCUGCUGUUCAGCUGCGGCGCAGCCGUUACGACUGCCGCCGCGACUGCGCAGUCGCGCAUCUAUGCGCGGCCGCAGCGUGCAAUAGACGACGCUGCCGCCGAAGUCGAGGCAGCGGAGGCGACGAGCUGCUGCCAGGGCGCAGCAGCCGCAUCUGUUGAGCCUGUCACGCUCGCGCUGGAGUUGGGCAAUUUGACGGCAGAAUUUGGCGAAGCUGAUGGCUCCGGCGAGUCCUCUAAGGAGAACUUCAAGCGCAGCGUGUCACCUGCUGCUGUGCGCAAUGCAACGCCCGCGAGCUGCUCGCCACAGCCCACCAUUGUGGAGCUGAAGCCACUGACGGAGCAGGCCGGCGAGCAGACGGCAUCGAAUGUCUACUAUACGCCGGCGUGCACGCGCAUCAAUCGAUGCAAUGGCUGCUGCGGCUCCACGCUGAUCGCGUGCCAGCCGACGCAGACGGAGACGCUGCAGCUGCGCGUCCGGAAGGUGGAGCGUUUUGGGGCCAGCAGCAAGCGUGUAUCUGCCAUUGUCAGUGUGGAGCAGCAUUUGGCCUGCAAAUGCGAUUGCCGCAUCAAGGCCGAGGACUGCAAUGCGUAUCAGGAGUAUCGCAAGGAUCUGUGCCGCUGCGAGUGCCAAAACACGGAUGCCCGCGACAAGUGCCUGGAGCAAUCGGAUCACAAAUACUGGGACGAUGCCAACUGCACCUGCGCCUGCCGCUACAAUCAAUCCUGCACCACCGGCACCGUCUUCGAUGAGACGCAAUGCAAAUGCACUGAUCCAUCGGCGCCCAGCGAUGUGGCGGACCGCAGACGCUUCAUAGUACAGGCCGUUGCCGUGGAGCCGGACAACAGCACCCUCUACAGCGUCUAGGAGAGAUUCUUCGGGCCGUUCGUACUGAAGUUUACUAAAGCAUACACAAAUUACACCUAUACGUAAUUUAAAGUACUUUAUAUUAUUUAUAAAACACAUAGCUUUACUAUCUUAUCUAGCUAUACAGCCCGUUCAUAUAUUUCAGUAUUCCAUCUUUUGUUUUUUUUUUUUUUUGGUUUGUCCAUUAAUUUUAAAAGCGAUUUUCAUGUAUUUGUUUUUUUUUUCUAAAUGGGAUUUUGUGUAGCUCCCAGAAUUCGUGCAUUCCAUUUAAUUAUGUGUGUGUUUUUUUCAUUUGCAUUAUUUAAGUUUUAAAGUUUUCGCAUUUUACACAACAUCUGUCAAUCGUAGCUCUAAGACUUAAAUAACAAUCACAGUUCAAUUGUCGUCUUUAUGCGAACCAAUUGUAGGCGAGUUACUAUAAUUAUUAAUUAUAUGUAUCAUUAUUCCGUGUCCGUUACAUGAAAAAAAAAUCAAUUAAUAAUGAAGAUACGUCAAACGAAAAUAGCAAUGUUUUAUUCGAUUUGUGAAUUAUUUGGAUUUCGGCCCAUAUAAAAAAAAAAAUAUUGUUUGUUAUUUAAAUUCACAGAUUUGUGUUGGCUUAUGCCAAAGCUUUGCGAUAAAUAAUGUAAUUAAAGUGUGCUAAAAAAA